CAAAUAUUUUGUGAUUCUAAUAAUAAUAAAUAGUUGACUAUAACACCUGUAACAAAUAGCUGGCACGCGUUCACUCCCGGUAAAAAUAAUUAGUUGGACAAAUAUCUGUUUUAAUUUUAAAGUAACUCGAGACACUUUUUUGUCUAAACGACAAAAAUGUCACCAAUUACAAGAAUUUUAAUACUCAUACUGGCCGUAGUCGGCGGUAUGUUGUAUAAAAAAGUAAAUGAACUAAUGGGCGAUGCCCCAGUGCCCAAUUUACCACUUAAUCAAUGGUGGGGCGAUGAAGCUGAACCCAAAGAUUGGCAGGCCUAUUUGGCCAACUCAUCCGAGGUCAUUGGCAAUAAAUUACUCUAUGCCGAUUUGACCAUUGAUGAUUUAAAAGCUCAACUGAAUCGCUCAUUACAAUUGACGGAACCCCUGGAAGGUGUUACAUUCGAAUAUGGAUUCAAUACGAAACAAUUGAAAGAAAUUAUUGAAUAUUGGCGAGAUGAUUAUUUGCCGCGUUGGCGUGAACGUGAAGUGUUUCUUUGGCAAUUUAAUCAUUUUACCACCGAUAUACAAGGUUUACGUAUGCAUUUUCUACAUUUAAUGGUUUACGAUGAAUACACCGUAGAUAGACAUCAUUACCCGGUCCUAUUGUUACAUGGUUGGCCUGGUUCCGUACGUGAAUUCUACAGUUUAAUUCACAAACUGCAUCAAACGAAAAAAGACAAAAAUAAUAAGUACAUUUUCAAUGUCAUAGUGCCCAGUUUGCCCGGUUAUGCUUGGUCUCAGGGUACUUCGAAAAAGGGCUUGGGUCCCGCUCAAAUGGCAGUUAUGAUGCGUAAUCUAAUGUUACGUCUUGGCUAUAAAAAGUUUUUCAUACAAGGUGGUGACUGGGGUUCAGUAAUUGGUUCACACAUUGCCACAUUAUUCCCGGAAAAUGUUCUUGGCUAUCACUCCAACUUAUGUACAGCAUUGACACCCAAAGCUAUGAUAAAAGGUGCCGUUGCCAGUCUAUUUAGUUUCUUUGCACCCAAAGGUCACGAAAACUUCUUUUUCCCCAUGUCGGAAAAACUUCAAUUUAUAAUGGAAGAAACUGGUUAUAUGCAUUUACAAUCGACCAAACCCGAUACUAUAGGCACAGCUUUACAAGAUAAUCCCGUAGGUUUGGCCGCUUAUAUACUUGAAAAAUUCUCCACCUGGACAAAUCCUUCAUAUCGUAGUUCAUCCGAUGGUGGUCUUAAGAAACGCUUUAAACUAGAUGCUCUUCUGGAUAACAUUAUGAUUUAUCAUUUAACUAAUUCCAUUACUACAUCUCAACGUAUUUACAAGGAACAUUAUGCACCGGAACAGAGGGCCUUACAAUUGGAACGUGUACCCACUAAUGUGUUAACGGGUUGUGCUCGUUUCAAAAAUGAUUUAAUGCAUUUUUUAGAUUUCCAAUUAAAGGAUAAAUAUCCCAAUUUAAUUCAUAGUACUUACCACAACGAAGGUGGUCAUUUUGCCGCCAUGGAGUUGCCAACCACCUUAUACGAGGACUUUAUAAGUUUUGUUAAGAAGGUGGAAAAGGUUAAGAAAAUUUCUAAUUACAAAAGAGAAUUAGAAACAAGUUAAUUAUUUAAUCUAAAUAAGUUUAAUAUUUGUUAUUGCAUUUUAUAGUUUUUGUAAAUAAACAAUUUACUCAAA
Lucilia sericata (common green bottle fly) is the source of this 1671-nucleotide messenger RNA. It is a transcript of the gene Jheh1, whose product is annotated as juvenile hormone epoxide hydrolase 1. Gene Ontology annotation, biological process: epoxide metabolic process. Gene Ontology annotation, molecular function: epoxide hydrolase activity. The record is from RefSeq and is a predicted model, not a curated record. NCBI's taxonomy places the organism in Eukaryota, Metazoa, Arthropoda, Insecta, Diptera, Calliphoridae. The transcript has 4 exons. The coding region runs from base 157 to 1599 and encodes 480 amino acids.